AGAGAGAGAGAGAGAGAGAGAGAGAGAGAAAUGUCAUUAGAAGAGGCGUAACGCGUCAGUCCGUGCGCAGGUUGCUUUCCUGGAGUGGCUGAAAGGGAUCAGUCCCAAACCUGAGCGCCAGGAAUAACGGUCCUUCCUUCCCGAGCACUUUUUCUUUACUCCCCCUUUUUCCCCCCUCACCGAGGCGUUGCUAUCGGUUCGCUUAAGGAUCCGCUUCGUUUCCACAACCGGCUCGGACACGAUACGCGCGUAAAGAUCCUCCAGCCUGCCGCCGCUGAUUGAAGGGAAGGAAGGAGAGUCGCGUCCAUGCGAGCCGCUGUCUGAUACACACACACACACCACACCACACCACACACAUAAACACACACGUACGCACACACGUAUACACACAAGCCCGUCGAUGAGGCAGCAGCAGCAGGAGCAGCAGAUCAUGGCGGAUGGCCCCCGGUGCAAGCGACGGAAGCAAGCCAACCCGAGAAGGAAAAACGCAGUGCUAAACUACGAGAACGUAGUGGAGACUGGAUCAGAGACAGACGAAGAAGACAAGCUGUUGGUUUCCGAAGAGGACGGCUUACUGAACGGCGUUGCCAGUCCAGCCAGCCUGGCCAAUCACGAGCCAGCAGCUCCACUAUCCCCGAGACUUGGCCACGCCCUUAUGACGAAAGUCGACGACGAGGAGGACGAGAUGCGGGACAGCGGUGUGGAGCACGUGUGGAACGAGAGCGACAUUCUGAGAAGCUCUGUAGAUGAUGAACUGAAGGACGAUUUUGACAGCAUGGUCCAUGACGCCGCUUUACAGCCUAUUGGAAACGGUACAGUGAAGAGAAUGGACUGCACAGCCGAGUUCGAGGAGUUCUUCGCUAAAAGGAAGAUGGCCGACAGCGAGAGCCAUGUGGUUAGCAUCGCUGAAUAUCUGCAGCGCGCCGACACGGCCAUCAUCUACCCCGAGGCUCCAGAGGAGAUCGCUCGCCUGGGUACACCCGAGGGCCCCGGGCAUGAGGAGAAUGACCUGCCACCUGGAACUCCAGAUGCUUUCGCCCAACUGUUGACCUGCCCCUACUGCGACCGGGGUUACAAGCGCUUGACUUCCCUGAAGGAACACAUCAAGUACCGGCACGAGAAGAACGAGGAGAACUUCGCCUGCCCUCUGUGCAACUACUCUUUUGCUUACCGCACUCAGCUGGAGAGACAUAUGGCCACGCACAAGCCUGGACGAGAUCAGCACCAACUGCUGAACCAGGGAGCUGGCAACCGCAAGUUCAAAUGCACAGAAUGUGGCAAGGCCUUCAAAUACAAGCACCAUCUGAAGGAGCACCUGCGGAUCCACAGUGGGGAAAAACCGUAUGAAUGCCCAAACUGUAAGAAGCGCUUCUCUCACUCUGGAUCCUACAGUUCUCAUAUCAGUAGCAAGAAGUGCAUUGGCCUGAUCACAGUUAAUGGCAGGAUGAGGAACAACAUGAAGCCUGGCUCCUCUCCAACCUCCGCCUCUUCCUCUCCAACCAACACUGCCAUCAGCCAGCUAAGGCACAAGCUGGAAAAUGGCAAGCCCCUUGGCCUCCACGAGCAGUCCAAUCACCUCAACAUUAAAUCGGAACCACUGGACAUCAACGACUAUAAGCUGAUAAUGGCCUCACAUGGCUAUGGUACACCAGGUCCCUUCCUGAAUGGUGGGCUGAGUGGAGGGAGCCCACUAAGUGCCCCCAACUCACAAAGUCCCCUCCAGCACUUAGGGAUGAGCAUGGAAGGACAAUUGCUGGGGUACCCUUCUUUAGGGAACAACCUGAGCGAAGUGCAGAAAGUGCUUCAGAUUGUAGACAACACAGUAUGCCGACAGAAGAUGGACUGCAAGCCAGAGGAACUUUCAAAACUGAAGGCCUACAUGAAGGAGCUGGGCUCCCAAAUUGAGGAGAAGAAAACAGGGCUGGGAUCACCCGGUGGCCCCCAGACAGGUCUUCCAGUGAUCAGUCACAAUGGUGCAACCAAGAGCAUCAUUGACUACACACUCGAGAAAGUCAAUGAAGCUAAAGCAUGCCUCCAGAGCUUGACCACAGACUCUAAGAGACAAAUUAGCAAUAUCAAGAAGGAGAAGUUGAAUCAUACGAUAGAUUUAGGUACAGAGGAGAAGAUGCACGAGAACAACUUAAUGUUUACAUCCUUUUCUUGCCAGUAUUGCAAAGAAACUUUCCCAGGUCCCAUUCCACUGCAUCAGCAUGAGAGGUACCUGUGUAAGAUGAACGAAGAAAUAAAAGCCGUACUGCAGCCCAGUGAAAACAUCACACCUAACAAGCAGGGCGUGUUUUCAGAGAAACAUGCCCAUUUGUUUUCCCCAAUCAUCACUGAGAAGGGAAUUACUAGCCCUAUCAACCCUUACAAGGACCACAUGUCAGUGCUCAAAGCAUACUUCGCCAUGAACAUGGAGCCCAACUCAGAGGAACUACUGAAGAUCUCUAUAGCAGUUGGCCUUCCUCAGGAAUUUGUGAAAGAGUGGUUUGAACAGAGAAAGGUAUAUCAGUAUGCCAAUACGGGAACACCCCCUUUAGAUAGGAACCAUAUGGAGAUUGGUUUGCCUGCCACUAACAACAUGCCCAAUAAGGAUUCCUUAAAUGCGCGUUCCCCUCUAUCUUUGGCCAAACCUAUGGACAGAAUGACAUCACCUGCCACCCCCGAACUACAUAACAUCAACAACUGUGACACCCCCCUCAGGCUUUCUAAAACACCCCAUUUCCCUGGCUCCAGGCAACUUGGUGAGAAGUUGGACCACUCCAGGAGCAACACGCCAUCUCCACUGAACCUGUCCUCAGCCUCCUCCAAGAACUCCCACAGCAGCUCUUACACCCCCAACAGCUUCACGUCCGAGGACCUGCAGGCAGAGCCACUGGACCUCUCGUUACCAAAGCUCAUGAGAGAAUCCAAACACGUGCUUUCUGUCAAGAGCCGGCCCAAGCCCAGCAGUGUCCCCUUAGACCACAACCCCAUCACAUCCCCCCGGGAACACCUGGAAGAGCCACUCAAUCUCGCAUACCUAUCCAAGAAAGAGUUUGGAAGCCCCAAUGGUAACCUGGAGAAAAGCACUAGCCCCAUGUUUGGCAUUAACCCUUUCUCUGCCAAACCUCUGUACACUUCCUUACCACCUCAAAGUGCGUUCCCUCCGGCCACAUUCAUGCCCCCAGUUCAGGCCAGUCUCCCAGGUCUCCGGCCAUACCCCACACUUGACCAGAUGGGCUUCCUGCCACACAUGGCCUACACCUAUGCUGCAGGAGCUGCCAGCUUUGCUGAGAUGCAGCAUCGGAGAAAGUACCAGCGGAAGCCAGGGUUUCAGGGGGAGUUGCUAGACGCCACGCCAGACUAUCUCUCCAGCCUGGAUGACAUGACAGACUCAGACGCCUGUCUGUCCCGGAAGAAGAUUAAGAAAACAGAAAGUGGUAUGUACGCGUGUGACCUUUGCGACAAAACAUUCCAGAAGAGCAGUUCCCUCCUAAGACACAAAUAUGAGCACACAGGUAAAAGGCCGCACCAGUGCCAGAUCUGCAAGAAGGCGUUCAAGCACAAACACCACCUGAUCGAGCACUCCCGUCUUCACUCGGGCGAGAAGCCGUACCAGUGCGACAAGUGCGGCAAGCGCUUCUCACACUCUGGCUCGUAUUCGCAGCACAUGAACCACCGCUACUCCUACUGCAAACGAGAGGCUGAGGAACGCGAGGCGGCUGAGAGAGAGGCACGCGACAAGGGGCGCCUGGAACCGAGUGAACUCCUCAUGAACCGGGCCUUUCUUCAAGGUCUGACGUCUCCCAGAUACACCGAGCACCAAGAACGCGAUACUAUCCUGCGCGACGGCAUCAACGGCGGUACCAAAGAGCCGGACGGAACCUACGGCAAGCUGGGGCGCAGGGAGGACGAGUUCGAGGAAGAAGAAGAAGAGGAGAGCGAGAACAAGAGCAUAGACACGGAUCUGGACACGGCGCGGGACGAAGAGGACAACGGCGAGCACUCGAUGGACGACAGCUCGCUGGACGGAAAAACCAAAUCGGACCACGAGGACAACCCUGAGGACGGCGUCUAAUAAGACUACUGUGUUGUGUGUUCUGCAAGCUUCCCCUCCACAUCUUUUCAUUUUUGUUGGUUGACAUUUUUUUCUUUCGGUUGCCACCUGAACAGACGGACGCACACGAGCUUCUGGAUUUGCGCCAGACUGAUUAAAAAAAAAAGAAAAAGAAAGAAAUAAUGAAUCCAGUCAGGGAGGGGAGGGGGAAACGGGUGAGAAGCUGCAUUAUGCAAAAAUGAAACUAAUGGAAUAUUGAUAUGUUUUUUUUUUUUUUUAAUGUACAGUAUUAAGGCCUAAAAACUAUGUGUGGUGCUACCAUCUUAAAAAAAACCUGUGUUCCAUAGUAUUUAUAGCACAAAACUAGUAACUUGUACAAAAAAAAAUUGCACUCCGCUUCUAUAAUCACUACAAAAAUAAUAAAAAAGUAUUGCCUAUGUAUAUUUAUAGUGUUGAAGUAAAAAAAAAAAAAAGAAGAGUCUGCAGCGUGUUUGCUGCAGGUUGUCAGUAUUAUGAAUUCUCUCGCUCCCACUGUGCCCUUUGCCGUUCUUCACCCCGGUGUUUACUCAGCUAGCCACAUGUUUUUAGGCCUCCACAAAUUUUUACUCGACGUGAAAGGAACUUAAAUCGAAAGCGGUUCAAUUGUUUUUUCGUUGUUUUUUUUUUUAAAGUCUUAAACAGACUGUGUAGAGCGAGUGGAACGCUCCAGAGUGGAGACAGAUGAAGGAAGAAGACAGCGUCGAAGGAGAAAGCCUUUGUAAAGUCAUUUUCUUUUGUAUUAGAAAAGAUUAAAGAAAAACAAACAAAAAAAAAAAAACAAAGCCUUAUAUGCAAACCUUUUAAUCUGUGUGUUUCUACAAAGUGCCAUCCUUGUACAGUGUUACAGGAGGACGGACGUCGUGUUGCUCUCGUCCUCCUCCUCCUCCUCAGUAUUAGCAGAGUAGGCACUCGUUCUUUAGUUUACAUCAUGUUUGUGCAAUUUUAAUUUUUUUUUUUUUUUUUUUUUUUAAUCAGUAUUACGCCAAACCGUUUCUCUCCAACAACAACGAAAAAAAAAAUAUCGAUUCAUUUUAUUAUGUCAGUUUAAAUAACAUUUUAUUUAUGUGGCCCAUUUUUGUAUUUCCUAAUUUUAUUUAUUUCAUACUGUAGUGUACAGUAUUAUAGUUCUUCAAUAUAUAGAUAUAUUUUAGUAAAAAUGAAACAUGCAGAUCACUUGGGCAAAUUUUACGUAAAGAGAGCAUUUAUUGUGUUUUGAGACAUUAAUUGUGAAAUGCGAAUUUUCAGCUUCUUUCUUUCUUUUUGUUUUUCUCUUCUUUUUUUUUUUUUUUUUUCAGUUUACUGGAAAAAUUCCAAAAUUUGGGAACUUUUGAUACGAUAUUGUGAAACACUGUAUUUUCGACUGAGAAAAAAAAAUAUUCCACUUUCUUCAUCUUGUUUUUCUUUCUUUUUUUUUUUUUUAAAUAAAAAAUGAAGAGGGACUGUUAAAAUAAAUACAAUGUAUUAUACCAUGAGAGAAAAAAAAAAGAAUCUUUCCUGAAAUGUCUUUGUAAAAGUAUUAUUGAAUUUUUAAUUUGUAAUUCCUCUUGGAAAUGACCAUGCUCGAAUAAACGUAGCCAAAUUAAAACGG
Tachysurus vachellii is the source of this 5666-nucleotide messenger RNA. RefSeq names its product zinc finger E-box binding homeobox 2b (gene zeb2b). NCBI's taxonomy places the organism in Eukaryota, Metazoa, Chordata, Actinopteri, Siluriformes, Bagridae. The transcript is spliced from 10 exons. The record is from RefSeq and is a predicted model, not a curated record. Gene Ontology annotation, molecular function: RNA polymerase II cis-regulatory region sequence-specific DNA binding; DNA-binding transcription factor activity, RNA polymerase II-specific. Gene Ontology annotation, biological process: regulation of transcription by RNA polymerase II; anatomical structure development. The coding region runs from base 401 to 4060 and encodes 1219 amino acids.